CUCUUAUUUUUAUCAUCCAUUUAUUAUUUGUUUUAUUCUCCAACGUAAUUUUCCUUUCUACUAAAUUUCACCCAAAAAAUAUUAGGUAUUUGCCAUACCAUUUUACUUCAAAUAACAUCUAUAUAGUUACAAUCACUAAUUCAAACACUAAAUUACUCACACAACUAACAACUAAUCAUCAUCAUAUCCAGUUUAUUCCGCCUAUAGAAAAUUAUAACCAGGGUUUGGAGAGGGAAGCAUGGCGGCAACCUAUAUCCCUAAAGAAAGAUACGGCCAAAAAAUCCCUCGACUCGAAAUAGAUCCUCAGAAAGAGAUAUUUCUGCAACGAAAAGAAUAGAGUGAAAAUGACUCCGUAAAUCUUCAUCUUACCACACAACUAACAACUACUCUAUCUUUAUCAAUGGAACUCGGUAAUUCUUAAACUAUAUGAUGGAUUUUCCUUUAUGUUGCAUACUUGCAUUAGUGUUUAGAAGAAUGAUGUACAUUUUUUAUGCACAAACCAAAAACCAACCACGUACACACUUCUCAACCACCGCACUCACAACACCAAAUAACUCCAAACGCAUUUUUGGCUUUCACUAAACAUGUUCUAAUGAUGCAUACUCAACUAGAAGCUAUAAAUUACUUGCACAUAAUUCAUAUACAUUUAUAUAAUUGGCUAUGAAUAUGAAAACUAUUUACAUUACAUUACUAGCAUUAUUUCUGUUAACAUCAAACAUUUUGUUUAAAACGUGCAAUGCUGCACGAGAGUGCGGAAAAACACCUAUACCAGCAGCCGCGGCUAGCAUGACCCCUUGCUUGGCCGCUGCACGAAACACUAGGGCUCGAGUUACGCCGCCAUGUUGCUCCAAGGUUACGGCCUUGAUUAAGACUGCUCCUAGAUGUUUAUGUGCUGUGAUCCUCUCCCCUUUGGCUAGGCAAGCUGGAAUUAAUCCUGGUAUUGCCAUUACAAUUCCUAAGAGGUGUAACAUCAGGAAUCGCCCAAUCGGAAAGAAGUGUGGACGUUACGUUGUUCCUUGAGAAUCAAAACAGAAGAACUGCUUUUCCAGAAACAUGAACCCCGAAAAUAUAUACAUUAUUAUAAAAUAAAGCUGAGGAAAAAAAAACAGUAUAUGGUGGAGUCUUGUCCAUUAAGUCAAUAUGACAUCAUUUUUACUCAAUUAUUAUUAUUAUUAUUAUUAUUAUUAUUAUUAUUAUUAUUAUUGUCUUAAGAGUUUAUUAGAGUGUAAUACUUCUAUUACUCUAGAAUAAGACUAGUUCUAUUUCAAUAUGUAUUUCCCUAUUUCUGUUUGCAUUAAUUCUUUUCGUGAA
This is a messenger RNA of Amaranthus tricolor (Joseph's coat), 1311 nucleotides long. Its product is annotated as non-specific lipid transfer protein GPI-anchored 15. Gene Ontology annotation, molecular function: fatty acid binding. The record is from RefSeq and is a predicted model, not a curated record. The coding region runs from base 661 to 1020 and encodes 119 amino acids. Gene Ontology annotation, biological process: systemic acquired resistance. The transcript is spliced from 2 exons. NCBI's taxonomy places the organism in Eukaryota, Viridiplantae, Streptophyta, Magnoliopsida, Caryophyllales, Amaranthaceae.